Molecule: messenger RNA, 453 nt
Organism: Tetrahymena thermophila SB210
Lineage: Eukaryota; Ciliophora; Oligohymenophorea; Hymenostomatida; Tetrahymenidae
Exons: 1
Source: RefSeq, a predicted model, not a curated record
AUGUCUGAUAAAUCUAUGAAAAAUACUGAUUAAAAUUUUCAAAAUGAUUGGUAAGAAAUUAAUUACACAAAUGAAAUAAAUUAUGAUGCAGAUUUUUUGAAAGCUUUGAAAUAAAAUUAAGAGUAUUUUGAAAAGUGUCUCCAGCACGAAGCUUAAAUAUAUAAUAUUUCUAAUAAUGAUUAGAUUAAUGAAAUAAAUGGCUAAUUGAAUGUAAUUCAGUAAUCUCUGUUUUAUAUAUAAAAUAAUAAAGACCUAAAAUAUGUUUAGUUCAAAGAUUUAAUUGAUUUUCUUACAAACAAUUUAGACUAGGAAGUAAAAAAUAAUCACCAAGUUAUAAAUCUUUAAGGCGCAUUUAUCCCUUCUAGCUCAGUACGCUCAAAUAUUAGUUUUGAACAAGUUGAUUAACAGCUUGAAAUAGGAAAAUAGCUCAAAAUACAACAAGAAAAGAUUUGA